Molecule: messenger RNA, 1011 nt
Organism: Phascolarctos cinereus (koala)
Lineage: Eukaryota; Metazoa; Chordata; Mammalia; Diprotodontia; Phascolarctidae
Product: olfactory receptor 1S1-like
Biological process (GO): G protein-coupled receptor signaling pathway
Cellular component (GO): membrane
Molecular function (GO): olfactory receptor activity; G protein-coupled receptor activity
Source: RefSeq, a predicted model, not a curated record
AUGAGUUCUGUCAUCCAGGAACUUGGUAUGGCCAUGGAUUUCAAACUUUGCCCAAAGCCUACAACUGUUGGAGAUAUAUACCAAGGAAACCAAACCAAGGUCUCUGAAUUCCUCCUUCUGGGACUUUCUGAAGAGCUUGAGCAACAGCAACUUCUCUUUGUCCUCUUUCUGGGCAUGUACUUGGUGACAGUGGUUGGGAAUCUGCUCACCAUCCUGGCCAUCAGUCUGGACUCUUGCCUUCACACCCCCAUGUAUAUCUUCCUUGCUAACUUGUCCUUGGCUGACAUUUCCUGCAUCUCCACCUCAGUCCCUAAGAUGCUGGUGAACAUCCAGACCAAGAGGCAAUCCAUCUCCUUUGGGAAGUGUGUCACACAGAUGUAUUUUUCCAUUGUAUCUGUUGUCAUUGACAACUUCCUCUUGGGGGUGAUGGCCUAUGACCGGUUUGUGGCUAUAUGUUCCCCCUUGAGCUACGUCACAGUCAUGAGACCCAGACUCUGUGCUCUGCUGAUGGCCACCUCCUGGGUUCUCAGCAACCUUGUUGCCCUGACUCACACCCUUCUGCUGGACCAGUUGAACUUCUGUGAUGCCAACACCAUCCCUCAUUUUUUCUGUGACCUGGCCCCUCUGCUCCACCUUUCCUGCUCAGAUACAGUCAUCAAUCAGCUAGUCAUGCUCUUCUUAGGUUCAUCUGUUAUUGCAGUUCCUUUUGGACUUAUCCUCUUUUCUUACAUCUGCAUUGUCUUCACUGUCCUGAAAAUCUCACCUGCUGAAGGAAAAUGGAAAGCCUUCUCCACUUGUGGCUCCCACCUUUCAGUGGUGACACUCUUCUAUGGGACAAUCAUUGGAGUUUAUUUCCUGCCCUCCUCUGAGUCAGCCAACAAUGAGAAGAUUGGAGCUGUGCUCUUUAUUGUGGUAACCCCCAUGGUCAACCCCUUUAUUUACAGCUUAAGGAAUAAGGACAUUAAAGGAACCCUAAAGAAACUCAUCAAGAAGAAAAUGUUCUCUCUGUGA